This is a messenger RNA of Necator americanus (New World hookworm), 231 nucleotides long. RefSeq lists its product as uncharacterized. The transcript is spliced from 2 exons. The coding region runs from base 1 to 231 and encodes 76 amino acids. NCBI's taxonomy places the organism in Eukaryota, Metazoa, Nematoda, Chromadorea, Rhabditida, Ancylostomatidae. The record is from RefSeq and is a predicted model, not a curated record.
AUGUUUGUACCAGUCGAAUCCACGUCUGCCCCUGUGCAUCCACAAAUGCCAUCCGCAAAAGAGAUCACUAUUGUAUGCUUAUUAUUCGCUGCUGUUGUUAUCUUCCAGAUCUAUGUAUAUCUGAAAUUGGAAGAUCCUCAAGACAGCAUUGAACAGAUCGACAAAGAGCGCCGAGAGGAAGAGCGGAGGCGACGUAACGACUUGCUAAUGAAAGCAUUAAGUGCCUUCUAA